Necator americanus (New World hookworm) is the source of this 1047-nucleotide messenger RNA. RefSeq lists its product as uncharacterized. NCBI's taxonomy places the organism in Eukaryota, Metazoa, Nematoda, Chromadorea, Rhabditida, Ancylostomatidae. The coding region runs from base 1 to 1047 and encodes 348 amino acids. The record is from RefSeq and is a predicted model, not a curated record. The transcript has 8 exons.
AUGAACCGUGUGCUAGAAAUCGAAGCGAUGCUUCAUCGAUUGAUAUCGAUCGAUGAGACACAUUUAAUGGUGAAUAGUGAUUGGAAUGAAGUUGCGGAUGAUAUCGUACGAAAGCUGAACAUGGUUCGUGCGCAGUGCUAUCGCCCGUUAUCACCGCGUUCCUCCGAGUGCUCACCUCGCCCCUCCACAUCGCCACGCCUACUCGAUUUGACGCCACCAGCGAGCACGUUGAGCUCAGCUGCGAGCGAAAUUUCUGAAUCGCCCUCAACAUGUGCUGAUUUGUCUUAUCAAAGCGCUGCCCAUGCAUUCAACAGAGAGAUUUUUUCCCGAUGUGUUCAAAUAGUGGAAGCAGCCGAUAAGCAAGGACAUAUUGAAAUGCAAAUGAUCUCACUCGCACAUCACUCCUAUGUUGCCAUGGUACACGAAGCAGAUAAGACCGAAGAUGCAGUGAAGUUAGCAACUUGGUGGAAUAAAUUUCUUGAAGGUGUCGAACGAGGUCGCCCUAACACGGAAGUGUUGGAGAUUCUGGAAAUGCGUUGCACUGCACUGGAAAGUCUUCGUAAUCUUGAUCACGCUAAUCGAUAUUCUAUAGCCGAGAAACUGCUGGAGACGUUAGUCAGGAGCUACAAGAUUUCUUGUAUAGUAAAUCGUCGAUUCCACAUUCGUACCCUUCGUCGUCUGGAGAAAAUCGCCGAUUGGCUCGAUGAUGUCGAGCAUGGAGAUGAUCGUGACGUCACGGAUGUUGAGAAACUUCUAAGCGAAGGAAUUGAUGAGGCGCAUAUCGAUCGACAUCGUUAUGAAGUGGAAACGGAAGUAACGCUGAAAGAACGACGAGAUCCGAAUUAUUCUAUGUGCUGCGAAAUAUUGCGAGCCCUUUCGUCCCGAACAACGACUGAUGACAUGGAGACCCCGUGUGAAGUUACGUCGAAUAAACCGAUCACGUCGUCAUCGUCGUCAAAAAAAGAGAACUGGUCGCUCUCUUCAGAUUCCGAUGAAGAGGAAGUAGCCGCCCCGUCACCAUCCGAUGAUAUUGUGAUCCGAUUUUAA